This is a messenger RNA of Histoplasma mississippiense, 840 nucleotides long. RefSeq lists its product as hypothetical. Gene Ontology annotation, cellular component: mitochondrion. The record is from RefSeq and is a predicted model, not a curated record. Bases 1 to 840 code for a protein of 279 amino acids. Lineage: Eukaryota; Fungi; Ascomycota; Eurotiomycetes; Onygenales; Ajellomycetaceae. The transcript is spliced from 3 exons. Gene Ontology annotation, molecular function: iron-sulfur cluster binding; iron ion binding. Gene Ontology annotation, biological process: iron-sulfur cluster assembly.
AUGCAUAGCCAAGCAGCACAGAUCCCAGUCCUUACCUCGUCGACCUCACGCCAUAGACCAACUCUGGAUCCGCGACAUCAACCCGCGAGGCGGGCGCCACAGAUAAAUGGGGCCACGGGAAACAGGACGAUCUUUAUUCAGACCGAAACCACUCCGAAUGCUGAUGCACUAAAAUUUAACCCCAAUCACCCCGUCCUCCCUGAAAACUUCCCGACCUCAUUCGUAGAAUACCUCUCGCCACGCUCAACCCUCACACCCCCUUACCCGUCUCCGUUGGCCGCCAAGCUCCUCAAUGUCGAUGGAGUCUCCGCUGUCUUCUAUGGCCCGGAUUUCAUCACCAUCACCAAAGCCGGCGACGCGAAUUGGGCGCAUAUCAAACCCGAGGUCUUCAGCCUAAUCACCGAAGCAGUAACCACGGGCGAGCCGAUCAUCAAUGUCGCGGAGGCUGGGGCUGGAGCUGGCCCUGCUGAAGAAGAUUCACUGAGCUAUAAUGAGGACGAUGAUGAGGUUGUCGGCAUGAUUAAGGAGUUGCUGGAGACGAGGAUCCGCCCUGCGAUCCAGGAGGAUGGAGGCGAUAUCGAGUUCCGUGGCUUUGAGGAUGGGAUUGUGUCUUUGAAGCUGCGUGGUGCGUGUCGGACGUGUGAUUCGAGUACAGUGACGUUGAAGAAUGGGAUUGAGUCUAUGUUGAUGCAUUAUAUCGAGGAAGUUAAAGGGGUCAACCAUGUCCUGGAUCAGGAAGAAGAGGUCGGUUUGCAUGAAUUUGCGAAAUUCGAGGAGAAAUUACGGCAACAGAAAGGUCCCCAAGCGACUGCAUCGAGCAGCCUCGACGCAGCUGAGUAA